ACACACACACACAUUACAAAUGUACUAGGUAAGUUCAUAACUGCGUAUUGCCUUUCUGACUUCGGUGUGAAAAUAUAUAAAUAAAAAAAAGUCAGUCGUGCCAGGACUCACGGAUUUUCGGAUUAAUCAUACAAUAGUUGUUAGUUUAGUCGGCGACAACGCGAUUGGUUGGCUCUCUGUUCCUUCCAUCAGCCUGAUUCUUCUUCUUAUUUUUCCUUUUUCAUUUAUACAUAUAUAUAUAUAUAUAUAUAUAUAUAUAUAUAUGUAUAUAUACAUGUAUAUAUAUAUAUAUACAUAUAUAUAUACGUAUACAUAUAUAUAUAUAUAUAUAUAUAUAUAUAUAUACAUAUGUAUUUCUUUUUUCUUUUGAUAUGAGAAGAUCCGAUCGUAAAUGUCUUCUCGAAUAUAAAACUGUAUUAAUUUUUAUAUUAAGGUAAAUUUUCUCCCUACAGAAUUCUCUUCUCGCUCGCACUUUUUUACUUAUUCGUUUAUAAUAUUUUUUCGAGGAAGGAUCGGGCAUAUCGCAAAGACCUUUUCCACGAUAUUCCGUGAAUAAUCUCAUACCGAAAUCCGCGCGUCCAAGGCCGGCUGUGUCUGUUUCAUGUUUUUCAAUAUUUGUAAUUUAUCGAUAAAAUUAUAAAAGGUAUCGAUACAUAACAGUCUAAAGUGUGCGCUACUCUACAUAAUAUUAUUAUAUAUAAAGUAUAAAAGUAUACAUUAUAUAUAAAUAUAUAUAUAUACAUAUAUAUUAUAUAUGAGAAGUAUAAUAUAUAUAUAUUAUACACACAUUGGGAUUGGUGAAAAUAUACGGUUUUUUCGCUUUGGAGUGUUAUUUUCUGAAAAUAUUGAACAAAAUAUGGAAAAAAAAAUGAAUAAAAUCAAUGAAUAAAAAACAAGCCAGACGUUUUCAGUGCGAUUCCUCUUUGCUCACUUUAUGCCCAUCGAUUUUUUUUUUGUUUUGUUUUACAAUAUCAGUUACAUAAUGAAACAUCUUCGCUCUAUUUAUUAAUCGAAAAUGAUGCAAAAUGAAGAAAUUGAUCCGCCCAUUGAAUCGGCGGACUCUUCUUCAGUUAGAUACAUGAGUACAUUACCGGAUUUUUUCAACAAUACUAUUGGAAAAACAUUGAAAAUUGAGAAUUUCAAGCCGCAAAACAUAAUCGAAGUAUUAGGAGAUUUCCUUGGUAUCGUAAACUAUAAUACAAACUUAGCAUCAUUUUGGUUUUUGGAUAUCUUAGCUCUACAGAUACUUCGAAAUAAUGACGUCUUUGAUGACUAUUCUCGUGCUAUCUUUAUCAGCUGGCUAGUAGGAGAAAUACAAUUGAUUCGAGAUAACAAAUUUUCACGUGAAAAAUUCUUCGAGGAAAUGGAAGCUUUAUUCGCUGCCACAGCUAUGAAAAUUGUUCAAGGCGAAGAGAUUCCUCAUUGGAAUCUAAUUACGUUUGGUGAUGCAGAGAUGAAAUCGGAAAUAGAAGAGGAAGAGCGAAAAUUAUCGCAAGAACGCGAUUUAUCGUCUCUACAAUAUUUGGAAUCGAAAACAUACACUCCAAUAGAAAAAAUAUCGAAGGAAGAAAUAAAAUCGGCAGAGAUGCUUUUAGACGUAAUUAUACGAUCAACGUACGACAUGUACGCCGGCGAAGUACGUUAUGCUCUCGUUUAUACGGUAUUUGUGGAACCAAUUGAGAUAAAAGUUCACAAUUUACCUUUUAGUAUUCGAAAACCUCGUCCAGUUAGAUUAAUAGGCUCCGAUACUGGACAUCUUUAUUUACGACUUCGAGAGGCUUUGCAAAAUGUCCAAGGAAAGGAUGGCAAAAAAUUGAAAUCAAAAAAAAAUCUGACAAAUACGAAGAAACAAUAUUUAGAUAAGGAAUUGGAUACAGAAUAUCCAUUACAACCAUCGAAUUCUUUAUCGGAUGAAGAGUUUAUUUCGUUAAAACGUAGUUUUAUUUUACCAUUGAUAGAAUCGAAUGAAGCUGCUGAUAUUUUUAAUUUUUAUGAACAAACAGUCUAAUUAUUGAAACAAUUUAAGA
Molecule: messenger RNA, 2027 nt
Organism: Vespa mandarinia (Asian giant hornet)
Lineage: Eukaryota; Metazoa; Arthropoda; Insecta; Hymenoptera; Vespidae
Source: RefSeq, a predicted model, not a curated record